AUGGCUAAAACCAGGCAGCUUCUUCGAAGAAGGAUCACAUACUCAGCUGCCAAGACUGAGGAAUCGAAUAUUCUCCAUCAGCUUGGAUACCACUUUGAGCAAACUAGAUUCUUUGCUCAGCUCCAUGAUAAACGCGAAUGGAUAAAAGCUGCGGUUACGCACCAUCUUGGCCUGAGAUCGUCUGCUGACUGCCAUGUGGCAGAUACAGAAGAUUGGCUUCAUGGCAGCUUUAAUGUCUGCGUCCCCAUUACGGUAGACAGUUGGGGUAAGCCUGUUCUUAUGCGGUUCCCGUUACCAUAUCGCGUCGGCGAGAGUUUCAGACCCGGAAAUUGCGAUGAGAAAAUCCGAUGUGAAGCUGGAUCCUAUGCAUGGCUUGAGAAGAACUGUCCGGAUGUGCCGAUCCCGAAGUUAUAUGGUUUUGGUUUGUCCACUGGCGAGACGUUCACUCGACUUGAAUUCCUGCCAUUCUUUCCUCGCUGUUUCCAGCUCCUGCGUCAGUAUUUUCUAUCGUGGCUGAAGAAAUCAGUUCCUUCAAACUAUGCCCGCCAUCAAAGCAAAGAUCGUAUAGUUCACAAUGGCUACCUGUUGAUUGAGUUUAUCGAAGAGACUCGCGGAUCUAUGCUUUCAAAUACAUGGUUGGAAGGGCGACAUGACCCGAAGCUACGUGCAACCCUCUUCCGUGACCUCUCCCGGCUUUUCUUAAACAUUAUCCGGAUUCCCGUGCCCAACAUUGGUUCAUUCAUCAUUGACAAUGACGGGUUUUUGCGUCUUACAAAUCGGCCACUCUCAAUGGAAAUCCAGCAGUUGGAGAAUGAGAGGAUACCAACUGAGAUGCCUCGCAAUUACACCUACUCCACCGUUGGCUCCUAUGUGGUUGAUAUACUCGGGUUCCAUGACAAUCGUUUUCGGUAUCAACCUAAUGCUGUUAACAAUCUCGGAGAUUGUGCCUACCAACUUUCUGUUCUAACCGCCAUGCGAACAAUUUUCCCAUCAGUUUUCGAUCGGAGAUUUUGCAGGGGCCCAUUUGUCUUUGUCUUUACAGAUCUUCAUCAAAGUAAUAUCUUUGUUGAUGCAGAAUGGCAUAUAACAUGCUUGGUGGAUUUGGAAUGGACCUGCUCUCAGCCAGUGGAGAUGGUCGGACCACCUUACUGGCUCACAAACAAGGGCGUAGAUCAAUUGGAUCCAGCAGAAUAUGAUGCAAUCCGACAGGAAUUCAUGGAAGCCCUGACGACGGAAGAACAGGCUUUGACUCGCAGUGAUUAUGGAGUCCCCCAGCUACGUCUCUCGGACUUCAUGAAACGGUCUUGGGAAACAGGAACAUUCUGGUAUUCACUUGCUCUCUCAAGUCCUUCAGGACUUUUUACGAUAUUUAGCAAGCAUAUCAAGCCUCUGUUCUGCAAAGACUCUGAGGAGGAGUUCCAGGUGGUGAUGCCGUUUUUCUUCGAAAGGAACGUUGGAUACAUUGCAGGUCGCAAACUUGCAGACAGGGAAGAAUAUGACAAGAACCUCCGACAGGCUUUCGAAGCCGACUCAGAAGCUUUCGAAGACAACUCAGACUGA
Molecule: messenger RNA, 1560 nt
Organism: Aspergillus viridinutans
Lineage: Eukaryota; Fungi; Ascomycota; Eurotiomycetes; Eurotiales; Aspergillaceae
Exons: 2
Coding region: 1-1560 (519 amino acids)
Source: RefSeq, a predicted model, not a curated record